UAGAUCAAAGCUUCUUCUAGUUUUAACUCAGAAUUCCGAUUGAAACACACAACAUCCGAUCGGUUAGCCAUGUUCAAGCAAACCUUCUCCGACUUGACCAAGUUGCCAAAGCAGAAGGUUCGCCAAUGGUUGUCCUCCUUUGAGUCCGUGAUCUGCGAUGCAGACGGAGUCCUUUGGCAUUUCUCAAAAGCAAUCGAGGGGUCGGUGGAUACCUUCAACUUGAUGAAGUCCACUGGCCGAAAGGUCUUCAUUGUAUCAAACAACUCGGAAAUGUCCAGGAUGGAAAUGGCCAAAAAGGCAAAUGAUUUUGGAUUUGAGGUUGAGGAAGAUUCUAUUCUGACCUCGUCCUUUGCAUGUGCCAACUUUCUGGCCGUCAAGAAGUUCCAGAAGAAGGCGUUCGUCAUGGGCGAGAAAGGAAUGCACGUGGAAUUGCAAAAUCUUGGCAUAUGCUCCAUGGAAGUGGCCGAGAAACUGGAGAAGCCCAUGCACGAGUUCGUAGCUGAACUAAAACUGGAUCCUGAUGUGGGGGCUGUGGUUAUGGGUCGGGAUGAGAGCUUCAACAUGGCCAAGCUGGCGCGUGCCGGAACCUAUUUGCUGAAUCCCAGAAUAAUGUUUCUGGGCACUUGUUUGGAUGCCGCCUAUCCCAUUGGCAAUAACCGGGUGAUGGUAGGUGCUGGGGCUGGAUUGGCGGCCAUGAAAGCCCUUACAGGACGGUGUCCUUUGGUGUUGGGAAAACCCAAUCCCUGGAUGGCGGCUCCACUCGUUCAGGCCGGCAUCAUCAAGCCGGAAACCACAUUGAUGGUGGGCGACACACUCGGUACGGAUAUCCACUUCUCGGCAAACUGUGGCUUCCAGUCGUUGAUGGUCGGAAGUGGCGUUAAUACCAAGAAGGACGUGCAGAAGAUCAUUGAGGAGGGCAACCCGAAAAAGAUGUACCUGGUGCCGGAUACCUACCUUCCCAGUCUUGGACACCUACAGGAGUUCCUCUGCUAAACCGCAUACAAAUUGUAAAUUAUCAUUGCCAACGUUUUCUGCAUAAAAUCAAUACCACAAAA
Drosophila eugracilis is the source of this 1055-nucleotide messenger RNA. Its product is annotated as 4-nitrophenylphosphatase. The record is from RefSeq and is a predicted model, not a curated record. The transcript has 2 exons. Bases 70 to 993 code for a protein of 307 amino acids. Gene Ontology annotation, molecular function: phosphatase activity. Gene Ontology annotation, cellular component: cytoplasm. Lineage: Eukaryota; Metazoa; Arthropoda; Insecta; Diptera; Drosophilidae.